Ostertagia ostertagi is the source of this 375-nucleotide messenger RNA. Lineage: Eukaryota; Metazoa; Nematoda; Chromadorea; Rhabditida; Trichostrongylidae. The record is from the annotation of a GenBank genome assembly.
GUGAAGAAACUGUUUACAGCGAACGGUGCUGCUAUACGGCUAGUGAAAAGCACGAAAAAUGACGGUACCGAUAAGCUGGCUACAAGACCCACUCAGAUCGGAUUCGACUUCGAUGGGGAAAGGCUAUCUAUUUGGUCAGUGGCCCGUGAACGGGUUGCUUCCUCAACAAAACUCAAUCACGAUGGACACAUGAUCCUCUAUUUUUCUGCCCACGAUUGCCUCAUUAGGAAGAUGGGAAUCAUGCAUUUUGGUUUGCAAAAUGGAAUAGUGUUCCAAAUCGAUAAGGAUAAACCAGUCGACGAUGUAUCCACAGGCAAAGGUAACGCGAUCACGUAUGCCACUGUCAAACCACGACCUACGCUAGCUACUGCUCCA